This is a messenger RNA of Ceratitis capitata (Mediterranean fruit fly), 2978 nucleotides long. RefSeq names its product dystrobrevin beta. The transcript has 8 exons. Gene Ontology annotation, cellular component: synapse; plasma membrane. NCBI's taxonomy places the organism in Eukaryota, Metazoa, Arthropoda, Insecta, Diptera, Tephritidae. Gene Ontology annotation, biological process: synaptic signaling. Gene Ontology annotation, molecular function: zinc ion binding. The record is from RefSeq and is a predicted model, not a curated record. Bases 368 to 2722 code for a protein of 784 amino acids.
GGCAUCUUCAUAGUUAUUAAAUCGCGCCUUCAUUGUAGUCAAGUUAAAUUCAUUGAGGUGUGGGCUGAAAGUUUUGUUGCUGUUAAAUAUUAUUUAUCAAAUAUUUUGGAACGCAUAUUUAGCAAAUUACAUAUGUACACUACUAAGCCAACACAGGAGAUAAAAUUUCUAAGAUAUGAGAAUUAAAUAAGAGGCUGUAAAAAGUAUUUCCGUAAAGUGAAAUAUGAAAAAUAUUGACUGCUGCCGUGAAAUAUCUUUGGUAAUAUAAAUUUACGGAAAGAAUUCUUGCCACUUUGAAGUGAUUUUCGUUAAAAGUUAAAUAGCCUAACUUUCCAUAAAAGCCUUAAAUCAUUUUACACCUUCUAAAAUGGAAUUGGAAUCAAGUAUAGCUAUACUGCAGGAUCUGCGCUUGCAAACAUUCGAUUCCAUACGUUUUGCUUCUUACCGCACGGCCUCCAAAUUGCGUUACAUACAAAAAUCGACAAAUUUACACUUGGUCGAUAUAUGGAAUGUAAUUGAAGCAUUCCGUGAGAAUGGCUUAAAUACAUUAGAGCCGCAGAGUGAAGUGAGCGUAGCACGUUUAGAGACGCUCGUUUCAUCACUCUAUCAUAACCUCAAUAAACGUCUUCCCACGGCACAGCAAGUUCCCGUUGAUUCAAAGGCAGGUCUAUUGCUCAACUGGUUAUUGGCGGCGUAUACAAGCGAUAAUUCGGGUAAAAUUCGUGUAUUCUCAAUUAAGGUGGCUUUGGCGACUAUGUGCUCUGGCAAACUGGUGGAUAAAUUGAGAUAUAUUUUUUCGCAAAUAUCCGAUGGCGCUGGUCAAUUGGUACCUUGGAAACUUGGCGAAUUUUUACGUGAAGUAUUGGCACUGCCAGCAGCCGUCUAUGAAUCGCCAACAUUCCAUUAUAAAGACGGCUUGGAGGAGGAGAUAUUUCCAGCUGAGAAUAAAGUCACGGUGAAUGAUUUCAUGGCAACACUUAUGUCUGAACCGGGUCCAUCGUGUCUUGUUUGGUUGCCGCUGUUGCAUCGUUUGGCCACUGUUGAAACAAUUGUACAUCCGACAAUCUGUUCGGUAUGUCAUAAGGAGAAUUUUACGGGAUUUCGUUAUCGUUGUCAGCGGUGCCACGCCUACCAAUUAUGUCAAGAGUGUUUUUGGCACGGCAAGACAUCACUGAAUCAUCAAAAUGAUCACGAAGUCAAAGAGUAUUCCAGUUAUAAAUCACCCAGUAAACAGAUCGGCCAUUCGCUGCGUAAAAGCUUCCGAUGUGUGCCCGAGAAGACGACACAGGUGUUGCCACGAUUCCCCGAACAUCCGGAAAAGACAUUGAAUCUCUCACAUAUUGUACCGCCAUCGCCAUUGCCGUCACACAAUGGUUUCACCGAUCCGCCACUGAUGCAUGGCGGUGUGCCCGGUGGCGCACAUAGCGGUGGCCUGUUGUACGAUCGCUCCAGUACGCUGGAUUCACGUGCUACUGGACGCAGUCUUGACAGUGCCACCGGUGCGAGUAUGUCACGUAUGGCCACCUCGUCGGCCAACGAUGAGGAGCAUCGUUUAAUUGCUCGCUAUGCCGCACGUCUUGCCCAAGAGAAUCGCGCGCCAGCCAAUCCUGGCAAUACCGAUAAUGCUGGCAGCAUCGGUUCGGAUAAUUCACGUGCGCAGCGCGAACUUAUCGCUCAACUGGAAUCUAAAAAUAAAGAGAUAAUGCGUGAAAUAGCACGACUACGUCGCCAGCAGGAAGUCGAACAAAUUACGCCCGAAAAUCCAGCGCUUAUAAAUGAGUUACGUGCACUGCGCCAGCGCAAGGGUGAACUCGAAGGACACUUGGGCGCCUUGCAAGAUUCGCGACGCCAAUUAAUGGAACAAUUGGAGGGUCUGAUGCGCAUGCUGAAGAAUCAGCAAACCACCUCACCACGUUCCACACCUAAUUCCAGUCCACGUUCAGGCAAAUCUCCACCCAUGCCGGCUGGCAUGGCAGGAGUGGGUGUUAAUUCAAUGAAUAUAACAGGCAUGCAUUCACAACAAGGCCAACAACCAACAACACAUUCUCUUAUGGGCAUGGCUGGUGGUGGCGGUGGCAUCGGCGGCGGUGGCGGUGGUGGUGGUCGUGCAACACAACAGCAAUUAUUACAAGGUGCACAACAACAGCAGCAACAGUCCUUUAAUACAAGUCAGCUGGAGCAACUAAGUCAAAUAAGCAAUGAAGUGCGUUCAGCAUUUACAGGCAAUGCAGCGAGCUCAACCUUCAUGCAUAAUCCAAUAGCUGAGAUAAAUGACGCUGCUGAUAAUAUAACAUCGGCACUUUCGAAUUUAGUUAACGAUUUGAAUGCAGAGCCAACAGCGUUAUCAAUGCAAGCUCGCUUCAUUAUGCCGCUUGCUAUGCGUCACGUUGUGGGUGGCGAAUCGUCCACAUCACAAGCCGAUGACGUGAAGUCGCAAAGUAUGGCGCCACCAUCACCAGCGCAAGACAACGAAGAUGUUGAGGCGGAGGAACGUCGUUUAUUCGAGGAAGUCUUCCAAACCGAUGAGGAGUACAAAUGGUUUGAGGAAUGCGAGCGUCGUACACACACUCAACGCAGUGUUAUGUGUUACAAAGAUUAUCCAGAGUUAUUGAUUGACGACGAGCAUGUUGGCUUUCCAGCGCUACACGAAAUCGGCGAGACAAUCGAUGAAUUGCAGUUGAUUAUGCAUGCGUUAAUUAUGAAAUAUAGUAUGAGCUUGUAAAGAAGUUGACGAAAAGUUGAAGUUGAAAAAAGCUUAAAAUACUCAAUAUUCAGGCAGCUAAGAGGAAUUGUUGAAGGUACAUACAGUGUGUAGAAUGGAGGCUAACAACAGUAGUAGUUAUAAACAAAAUAGUAGAGAAUUUUGCAUUUUCACAUACAGCACAUAUUUGUACUUACUUCAUAGCCAGACGAGAAACAGAGAGACUUUCACUUCAAUCUAGAGCAUAUAUUUCAUGGAUAUAUUUUUUUUUAAUUCA